Truncatella angustata is the source of this 1349-nucleotide messenger RNA. Its product is annotated as Fcf1-domain-containing protein. NCBI's taxonomy places the organism in Eukaryota, Fungi, Ascomycota, Sordariomycetes, Amphisphaeriales, Sporocadaceae. Gene Ontology annotation, molecular function: small ribosomal subunit rRNA binding. Gene Ontology annotation, cellular component: nucleolus; small-subunit processome. The record is from RefSeq and is a predicted model, not a curated record. The transcript has 2 exons. The coding region runs from base 314 to 1222 and encodes 302 amino acids.
CUUAUCGAUAAUGCGUCAAAAGUUUUGGGAUACUUGGGGAAUGGCAGCAGGCUCAUAAAUUCCACCCAACCUCACAUUUUCGUUUACAUUCCACACCACAACGUGCGUCACUUUGAGCUAAUCACGGUGUCACGGAACCGAAGAGACGACACCUGUGUAAGAUCUUCACCGAAACGGAACGAAACAGCGGGUAGAUCAGCCUCUCUAUCACCCACUGACGAGCUCCAGGUCCAGCUCCAGCGUCGGCCUUGAUACCAGAUCGUAAAUAUACUGCUGGCAUCACAUCGCAUCGCGCCUUCUCAAAACCGUCACCAUGCCGAGGGCGAAAACAAGCAAGCGCUAUCGCAAGCUGAUGGGCCAGUUUGAAAGAACAUUCGGCUUUCGCGAACCUUACCAAAUCAUCGUUGAUGCGAAUCUCCUCUCCGAUGCCUGCCGCUUCAAGAUGGACCUCCUCAAGGGCUUUCAGCAAACCCUGUCUGGCCAAGUCAAGCCGCUCAUUACGCAGUGCUCCAUGCGCCACCUCUACGGCAGUAAAGGCGAGCCAGGUGUUGAGGCUGCCAUUGAGCUCGGCAAGACUUUCGAGCGUCGUCGCUGUGGCCAUCAUCCCGACCAGUAUCCGAAGCCACUCAGUACGCUUGAAUGCUUGGGAAGCGUGGUGGAUCCCAAGGGCAACGGGUUCAACAAGCAUCGAUACGUGGUCGCGGCGAACGAUCAGGAAACAAGACAGAUGUUGAGAUCUGUGAAAGGCACGCCAUUGGUCUACAUCAGCAGGAGCGUCAUGAUCAUGGAGCCAAUGGCCGACGAGAGUGUACAAGUGAGAAACAAGGAGGAGAGAGCUAAGCUGAAGGCAGAGAUCAAGAGAUUUGCCGAGGGCAGCAAGAGAAAGAGGGACGAGGAUAGUGACAGCGAUGCCGAGGAAGGUGGCGCCGAGAAGGUCAAGGAGCAGGCUUCUGGUGCCGGAGACAGCGCCGACCCAGAGAAGAAAAAGAAGAAGGGACCGAAAGGACCAAAGGGUCCCAACCCUCUGGCCAACAAGAAGAAGAAGUCUUCUACAGAGACGUCCAAGAAGUCCAAGGCGGAGGUUGCCUCAGAUGCUGCCUCAAAAGACGGCCCCAAGAGAAAGCGAAGAAGGAAGACCAAGACCGGAGCAGAUGGUGCCGACGAUGACAACGCAGCUCCUGGUGGCUCUGAAGCUCAUCAAGCUGGUGACGAUUCUGAGUAAAGGUUGCCUCAGCAUUGGGAAGUCUAAAAGCAUGAGAAUGGGCGUUAGGUGUUCUAAAACGGACCAAGGGAUGGACUUGCUCUCAAAGCAUUUGAUACCAAUAAUUGACAUUUUAUUUCUCUAUCAA